AUGGCUAUUAACACACGGAGUGGUAAGGUUUUAUUAGGCCCUUCUUUGGUAAAAGUUGUGAAUAAUGAGAUGAUCGAAGAACAUGUUGAGCUUGAAAAAGGCUACAGUAAGAUAUCAAUUGCUCCUAAAGAUCAGGAGAAAACGACGUUUACAUGUCCUUAUGGGUUCUCUUUCAAGCAGAUGUCUUUUGGACUGUGUAAUACACCAGCUACUUUUCGGCGUCGAGCACUACAAUGCUAUGAACAGUUUACUCUUAUUCCAAAUUGGGAAAAAUUCCACUUUAUAGUGAGGGAGGUCAUUGUUCUCGGCCACAAGAUUUUAGCCAAGGGCAUUGAAGUAGAUAAAGCAAAAGUCAAAUGCCUUAAGCUAAAACUAGAGGAGGCUCCUAUCGUUGUUGCUCCUGAAUGGACCAAACCAUUUGAGACCAUGUGCGAUGCUAGUGGGGUGGCACUUGGAGCAGUUCUUGGUCAAAAGAAGGAGAAGUUGUUCCAUCCAAUAUAUAAUGUGAGAAAGGCACUAAUUGGGGCAAUUAAAAAUUAUACGGUGAUGAAACAGGAACUCCUUGCUGUAGUUUAUGCUUUUGAAAAAUUCAUGGUUUAUUAG
Messenger RNA from Capsicum annuum, 603 nucleotides. RefSeq lists its product as uncharacterized. The coding region runs from base 1 to 603 and encodes 200 amino acids. Lineage: Eukaryota; Viridiplantae; Streptophyta; Magnoliopsida; Solanales; Solanaceae. The transcript has 4 exons. The record is from RefSeq and is a predicted model, not a curated record.